GGGAGGAUCUAUACAACCAGCGGUCCCUGGAUCUUGUCCUCGUUGAAGGGAUCAAAGAAGCGAUGCGGUUGGCAUUCAAAAACAAAGAAGAGUCGUACGAGUUGCCAACCCUGAAGUUGGCACUGUUGGGGCUGCAAAAACCAACUCUCGAGAACAAGGCACAACGUCUGAAGCUGGAGGAAUGGAGGGACGAGCUGGCAGGACAAUACUACUACUACGCAGUGUGUGGGCGGUACAACGAGGCUGCAGCCCGAUCUGUGCUCGGCAGCGAGGUGGCCAAGAAGUACAAUUUCGAGCGGUGGCCGGCACAAAUGGUGCACUUUUCGGACAACGACUUCGAAGGGUAUUUUCUUGUUAGUUCCCAGGACAACAAGAAGGACCUCAAGGCACCUCCUAGACAGUUGAAAUUGUCCAUGGAAGACAUUCGGUGGCAGUGGAAGCAUAACAGUUUCCCUAGAGCUGUCAUGGGGAACCUUAGCGGGAAACAAGAACAGGUCCGGAAAUGGCGUGAGUUCUGUACAAUGGUGCUCCAUAAGACGUCGUACAACAACUUGUGGAUUCUCACGGAUCAAAAGGGAGAGGACGCCAUUAAGAAGCAAAAUGUUGCCCUGUGUUCUUAUUUCCCGCUGGCGAUGGCCGGCGAGAAUCGAGACCCUACAAGUGCAGGGUCUAGCGACACAGAGACGACGAAGUCCGCCGAGAUUCGAACUUCUUCAGGCGGGAGGGGUCAGCCAAGGAUUGUCGUACCGCCGGGAGGGGCAGCAUGCACGGAGACAGAAGGGCGGUCGUCGGGAUUCAACACGGGUACCGGAGAAAGACCUGGAUUGCAUGGAAGGGAAGGAGAGGAGGAAAUGGAGGAAGGGAAGGAAGGGGAAGAAGGGGAGGAAGAAGGGGAAGAAGGGGGGGAAGGGGAGGAAGGGGGAGAAAAGGAGCUGAUUGAAUUGCUUGAAGGCAGAGAGGGUGCCAAAGGGGACAUGGGUAUUGGAGACGACGAGGGGGAGGACAAUGAGGACGAUGCCGAAUCUGGAGAAUCGUCUGACGAGUUCGGACAACUGUACAAAGAGCAUCACGAGGAUGAUGUCGACGACGAUGCCACGACAAUGGAGAUGGAGACACAAGUGGUUAGCAACCUGUCUGCAGAGCCUGAAGACUAUGAGGUCCAACCACUGACGUCUGUCGUCAAUCUGCAACACCGGUUUGACGAGGCUUCCAUUGCUAUGAGCCCAUCUAAAGCAAGCCGUCGUAUAAGCAUCGAAGAAGUUAUCAACGGUAUCCUCGGCGACCAGCACGUGUCCGCGCAUCUGUCCACAACGCCUGACGUUGAUGACGCUCGCAACGUCAAAUCAUCCGUGGCAGCUGCCCUCGCUUUCUCGCCGCCGAACUCACUGGUAGUGCCGGCCACCCUCGCCGGUGGAGGGGAAGGCGAUGUCAGGGGACGACAACAUGUCACGUCCCCUAAAAAAAUUAGGAUCGGCACUCAAGCUCUCGACGUGCUCGCUUUGCCGACGCCAACUUCACCGACGAAGGAGCGGAGAGACAAACCGACUGGUAAGCUGUGAAGAACACCACACCGUCUGCGCGUCCAGGCUUACGAAAACGAGAACG
This is a messenger RNA of Chara braunii, 1605 nucleotides long. NCBI's taxonomy places the organism in Eukaryota, Viridiplantae, Streptophyta, Charophyceae, Charales, Characeae. The record is from the annotation of a GenBank genome assembly.